UGUCAGUGCAGCUUAAAAGGAGGCUCCCUCUCAAGAGGGGUGGCUUCUUCUUCUUCUUCUUUUUUUAAAGUCUAAUUAUAGCGCAAGCCAAUGAGCAGAUCGGCUGUUCCCCUCACAGACCCUGCUGUGUAGUGCAAGGAGGGCUGGGCGGUAGGACCCCAACCACCUCCCGCGUUUGUGGGAGUCAGCAUAGCCUAGAAGACGAGGAGGAGGGAAUGCAAGGCGCGUUUCGGGCAUCAGAGUUUUCCUAGCGGAGGGUCUCGGACUUCGAACGUUCCGUGGUUCGGGCGGAAAUAAAGCCCAGUUUUAGGGUCGCAACGUUCCAAGGUUCGAACGUUGCUGCUCUCAAGGUUCCGACGCGCCAGCCCAGCGCACGUCUCUAAAGCGGAGCUGGUCGCUUUCCUCCUCCUCCUCCUCCUCGGUUCCUUCUUCCCACCCCCACCCCCUGCCGCUGCUGCUCCCCCCAAGUUUGCCCAGAGCAAGUUCGCUCUCACAGCUCGCUUGGUGCCACCCAUUGCAGCCCACCACUCCUCCUCCUCCUCCUCCUCCACCAGCACCAGCACCACCACCUCCGCCUGCUUUCUGGGGACGUGCUGGGCGUCCCUUGGCUUAUCUCUGUCCCUGGUGGGGAAUGUGGACAUGGCCGGUGACAGGAGCCCUGGGGUCCUCUUGUGCCGGCGACGCUUCGGGCUCCUGCUGCUAGCGACAGCGGCUGCCGGACUAUUCAGCGGGGUGUCUGGAAUCAAGAAUCCCAGCUGCCACGAAGUGAGGACUGCGUUUCAGAUCCGACAGAUCGGUCCCCUCAAGCUGGUUCCCGAUGUUCCCACAGCCGAUUCCAACUUGCAGAUUUGUCAACACAGAGCACCAACUUGUUGCACUAAGAAGAUGGAAGAAAGCUAUCAGGCAGCUGUUCGGAGGGAGAGGAUGGAAAAUAUCCAGACUCUAAACUUUGAACUGAAAUAUAUGAUUGUUGGUCACAUCACAGCUUUUCAAGCGGCCUUUGAGACAUUGCUUCGCUUUGCUGAGAACCAUACAACUUCUCUGUUUGAGACUGUCUACAGAUCUAUGUCAAAGGAAGCAGCAGAGCCUGUCAAGGAGCUCUUUACGGACAUCUCUCUCUACCUUUUGGGUGCUCAGACCACAGUAGAAAGUGCAUUUUCCCGGUUCUUUGACAGCCUCUUCCCUUUGGUUUACAGCCGCUUAAUAAACCCAGGAAUUACAGAUUUGUCAGAAGAGUAUACGGAGUGCUUGAGACUAACACGGCAAGACAUCAAUCCAUUUGGAGUCUAUUCUAGAGAAGCAGUUACAGAACUGGCAAAGUCACUCUGGGCAAACAGAAUGUUUAAUCAGGCCCUUGGUAUGGGCAUCGAAGUGCUGAAUGCUACUGAACAUGCCACUUUGACGAAGGAAUGCAUCAGAGCACUAGUGAAGAUGCAGUACUGCCCACAUUGCCAAGGCCUGACGCUAAUUAGACCCUGUGAAGGGUAUUGCCUAAAUGUAAUGAGGGGAUGUUUUGCCAGUGUAUCUGAACUGGAUGCUCAGUGGAGGGAAUAUAUUUAUACCCUGGAAUAUCUCACUAAUGAAAUGGCUGGAUCUCGUGAUCUGGAGCUGGCACUUUUGAGUAUCCGGAAUUCAGUCAAUGAAGCCAUUUUGCAUGCACAGCUGAAUGGACCACAACUGUCUGCUACUGUAGAUAAAGUGUGUGGACAGCCUGAAGAAAGAGAAGUGAAAUCUUUACCAGACAAUAUAGUGCAAGCAAAGGAAAUAAUUGAAAUGCCGUCUCUUGCAAUGGCACACUCUACUACUCUAAACAAUAAAAGGAGUUCUCUGCCUCUGAAAGCUUCAAAGAAUGACAAAUCCAGAAGUUUGAAAAAAAUGUCUCGGGAGUUCAUCAGCUACAUGAAACGAUCCAGAACUCUUUAUGCCUCUUUAACAGAACGACUCUGCGAUGGGGAUCUUGUGAUGAAAGACAGCUCAACAUGUUGGAAUGGAGAGGAUGUUGUGGAAAGUUAUACUAGCAGAGUGGUUACCAGUGGACUGAAGGCACAAAUUAAUAACCCAGAAUUGAAAGUCAGAGGAUUGGACCAACACAUCAGUAACUUAAUUGAUAAACUGCUGCACUUUAAUCAGCUGGAGAUGGAGAAGACAAAUUUGAAAUCUGAAAGAUGGGCCAUCAGGGAUAGUGGCAGUGGAGACAGAAUGAAUGAAGAGAUGGAAUCCAGUGGAGAUUGUGAUGAUGAGGACGGAUGUCAAGGGUCUGGUGACAAGAGCCACGCAAAAGAUGUUCUCGGAUCUAAUCCAGGUGAUAGGAAUGAGCCCAAAGCAACUGUGAAACAGAUGGACACCACAACUACAGCCACUGUAAAAUCAGCUCCUUCAAACACAAAGGACAAAGUUACGGGCAAUCGAGCUUCAAGUUCCUUGCUCUUCAUUAGCACUGCCCUUGCAGUUUUGUGGCAUUCUUUGUCAUAGCUGCAUUAUGUUGCAGUAACUGUGCAAGAAUUUCUGCUCUCUGUCAUUUAUACCUACAGCCUUAUCCAAGUGAAAACAAAGUUAAAUGGCUCUCUAAAUGGUGCGCUGCACUUCUAGUAUUAUGGUAUGUUAGUAUAAAUGCUAAACAUUAGUCUGGGACUGGCUAACAGCAAGCAUCAGUGUGUACAUGGUGCCUGGAGAUGGUUCUUGAUAACACCUUAUCUACUCAAGAUGUAAAAAGGAUGAAGACAGGAGACCUGAGUAGAUUAAGUUAUUGUGAUAGAUACAAUUAAGAAUGUUAAAGUUGUAAAUUAAUAUGUUGGAAUUUCCCCCUUUUUCUUCAUUGGAUAAUGGACUGUUGUCUAUUUGUUUGCUCAUUCAUAUCAGUUUCAUUGAAUUAUCAGUUUUCAGGUACAGAUUAAAAUAAGUUAUAUCACUAGGGAUCAGCCACAAUAUAUAAUUAAGCAAACAACAGCACUGUCUACCAGCUGGAUUAAAUUCCUAAGUGUUCAAGAAAAUCAUUGCAUGUUUGAAUCUGUUUUCUUUCAUAAUGUUUAGAAUGUAGACAGCAAUAUAUGAAAGAAUAUGCUGUGUCUAAUGUAUCCGUAUAGUUGCCUUAACCAUUUAGCAAAUGUAGAAACACUUCCAAGUUAUUUUAAAACAUGCAAAUGUGUUUUCCCACCCAUGUAUUUAAUUACCAAAUACUUAAGACUGUACUAUAUUACUGUCUGACAAAUGGAAAGAUUGCUGGGUAGGGAGAGCGUUUGACAGAUACACACAAGUUAUCUAGUUCAAGAAUCUCUUGCCUGCACAGUGUAAAAGCAAAACACCAGUCCAGAGAUCCUUACCAGUGCUUGAACUAUAGGGGCAGGAGAGGUAAGGGAGACAGCCCUUAAAGAAAUUACAAACUCUAUUCCUCUCAGUUUUAGCAAAACCAUGGUUUCCUUAUAUAGCCCUGUAAAUACAGUAACUAAGAGAAGUAUUGCAAAUGGUAAAAGGGGUGGGCUCCCUCUGGCUUCCCUAUAAUGCUCACAUACAACAAUGAGGUCUUUGCCAGUUGAAGAGGAAAGGCAGUGCCUGGAAUCAAUAUCCAUCACAUGUUGGGUGAUCAGCAUUGUCAGCUGAGAUCCUGACCACCAGGUGUUGUAGAUGUUCCCAUGACCUAGAUCCAGCAAGAAGUCUCACAUUCCCACCCCCCCACUCAAAGCAACAAAACUCUUUUGCAAAAACCGGGCAUGAUCCAGCAAGGAUCUAUGCACAGAUUGCCCUUGCUGAAUUGGGGCAAAAGUUUUUACCCAGCUAUCAGAGACAAGAUGGAUAUUGUUGCAUUGUAGAUCUCUGAAGUACAGUGUGUCCUAUAAACAAUUACCAGUUCACAUUUAUGUUUUAUUGUGCUAUAAUAGAAAAAAAAUAUGAAAGAACCUAGAAUGAUAAAUACAGUUAUUUGCUACUUUCUGCCUCUUAUGUAUUUUCAUCCCUCCCCCCCACCCCUUGGUUUUAUUGUAAUAAGGGCUUUUAAUCAUUGUUUAACUCAAUGGAUAUGUUUUACAGCCUGACAAGAAGUUACCAUACCACCAUUAGAAAGGAGAGGGCUUAUACAUGUAUUUUUGACAACUGUUUUUACAAUGCCAUUGAAAAUCUAUACAAUACAAUCCGAGUAGAAUUAACAAUGAUAACAAUCAUUAUGUCUCAGAUUUAUAUUUACUAACAAAGCUAGUCAUUCACAUAGCUGAAUAGUUGUUUUCAUGAUGCAGUAUAUUACAAUGUACAGUUUUCUAAGAUAUAAUGUAAAAUAUUUGCCUUUGGUAUAUAUGUCUGUGUGUAAAAAACAAAUUCCUUUGGGAAUUUGGUUUGAAAAAGAUAGGCUUAGUUUAAUGUGCCAUUUCUAGGAAGCAAAUGUGUUUAGAAUCAAAGUGUAAGACACAACCAGACAACUGUGUGCAUACAGAAUUGCUUGCCCUUAAGGGCUUCCCUAUUCACUUCAAUGACACAUUCAAAGCACACAUUUCUUAAGUGCAAGAUACUCUGUAUGAGCAAAGCAUACAUAGGUGUAUGCAAGAUAGAGCACUGCUUUUAGUCUGCAAUUGAGUUCUUAUCAUUGGAUUCCUGAGGACUUUGUUCCCAUUUUUAAAGGUAUGGACACAAUACUAAACAUAAGCACUUUUGUCUGGAUUAUUUCAGUGGGAAAAUUAAGCAUGCACUCAAAGCAAUGGGACAAAAUAUUUGUUUUGAUCUAGAUUAUGCCUUAAUUUUCUAAUCUAAUGGGGAAAUAUGAGACAGUGGCCACAUUCUCUUGUAAUGCGGACCCACAGUUGAAGGAGCUAGCGGUUCUGCAAGCAUUACAUCCAAAUGCGGGCAACUGGAGAUAGGCCUGGCCACAAAACCAAGGGUUAAAAUUUGGAACUCCAAUAUAAACCCUCAGGUUGUAGUGAGUUUCAUCGCCGCAACCCAGGGUUGGAUGCAGCCUGUGGUAUGUCUGAAUAUGGAGCUGCAGGCUGCAUCCACUGGAACUGGAGUUGAGGGAGGAAGCUCCUCCCUCAACUCUGGCAUGAUUGGCUGUGCGGGCUGUCCUUCAGUCAAGAAGGAAGCCCAGACAGCUAGCUCCCCUUCCUCUCUGCAGUCUCACUGACUGCAGAGAGAACACUCUUCAUUAUGUCCAAAUUUGGAUGGGAGAGGGGGGAGGGGAGGUGUGGAGCUGUGCAUCCAUUGGACCCUGGUUCCAUGUUGCAUGCAGCCACACUCUUUAGUGCCCCACAAAUUCAGGAGCAGGGCAUGCAUGCUGCUUCUGAGCCAGUGAACAGCCCAUUCUCACCACUUGCAAAUAUAGGGCUCUUCCGUUCCUCCUAAGGAGUGCGUCAUUGCAACUGUGUAGCUGCUUUCAUUAUUCCCAAUAGCUGUAGCAGUGCAGCAGUGAUGACCCUCUUGAGAGGUAUGGAACAGCCUUACAUUUGCAAGCUACAAGAACAGGCCAUUCAGUCGCUCAGAAGCAGUGUGUGUGCCUCACUCUUGGAUCUGCAGGGCACUGCAUUGUACAUAAGCUCCUAUGUUCAAAAAGCUCAGAAACUAGAAGGCUUAUUAGGAACCAGCCAUCAUAUACAGUUGAAACCAGAAGAUUAGAAGUAGAAACUCAGAGUAGAAACUCUGGUUUCUCAGUAGAAACUCAGAUCCAAAAGUCUACCAUACAUAGUAGCAUUUUAAAAAAUAUCUUAUAACCUUUCAGCCAUUCUUUGUAUCUUGAGCACCACUGUGCUCAAGAUACAAUACCCGAUUUUUAAAAUUUAUUUUUUUGGUCACUCUAGCUGGAUGGGAGACUUAGCUGGUGAGAGUGACAGGCUUUCUAGAAUUCUUCACACACUGGCCGCUAUUGACUAAAUUACUCAAUGGAAGUCCCACUGAAAUUAACAUGACUGAGUAAUUUAGUCAAGAGGUCACCCUUAGGAAUUAUUAUAUAUGGCACAACUGUACUUAAAAUAAAAUACAACAUGCAAAGAAAGAAGUUUCUUUGAGAUUUCAGAAAUGUCUCACUUUUCUCAAAAUAAUAAUAAUCUUUUCCACUGGGCUUCUAUCAGUUUUGGAACAAGAACAUUUCAUUUAUGGACAUGAAAAAUAAAAAUAAAAAGUUGCUCGAUUA
Hemicordylus capensis (graceful crag lizard) is the source of this 6103-nucleotide messenger RNA. Its product is annotated as glypican-5-like. Gene Ontology annotation, cellular component: extracellular region; plasma membrane; cell surface. Lineage: Eukaryota; Metazoa; Chordata; Lepidosauria; Squamata; Cordylidae. The coding region runs from base 640 to 2472 and encodes 610 amino acids. The record is from RefSeq and is a predicted model, not a curated record. The transcript has 9 exons. Gene Ontology annotation, biological process: positive regulation of canonical Wnt signaling pathway; cell migration; regulation of protein localization to membrane.